AUGUUCGCUGUCAAUACGUUGUUGCUGGCCCUUUCUCUCUACGCCGCUGGGUGUGAUGCGGCUCCGACGCAGGAGGCCCAUUCGAGCAAAGGGUAUGAUUAUAUCGUCGUUGGAGGCGGUACCGCUGGACUGGCUCUGUCUACCAGACUAAGUCAGGGUCUCCGGGAUUCUAGCAUUCUAGUCAUCGAGGCGGGACCAGCUGCCCUCGAUGAACUCGGAAUCAAUGUCCCCGGGAAGAAGGGCUCGACCCUCGGGACCAAGUACGACUGGAAUUUCACCACAACACCCCAAGAGAGUGUCAAGAACAGAGUCUUCGCACAGAACAGAGGCAAAGUCCUAGGGGGGUCAUCCGCCAUUAACCUCUUAACGUACGACAGAGCCUCCGAGCACGAGUAUGACGCCUUUGAACAGGUGGGCAAUCCAGGGUGGAACUGGACCACCUUCUUAGAGAUGAUGAAGAGAUCGGAGAACUUCACCAGCAAGAACACUGAGUGGUAUGGCGAUGCUGGGGUCAACACCAAUGGCCCCAUCCACGGUACCAUCAAUCGCAUCAUUCCGACCCACCAGGACGGGUGGAUUCCAACUAUGAACAGACUUGGUAUUGAAACCAAUAAGGAGUAUCUCGGCGGCAACCUCCUAGGGGUUUCGUACUCGCCCAACAGCAUUGACCCAACGCACUACAACCGGUCCUACAGCGCCAAUUCUUAUCUUCCGCUUGCUGGCCCACAGCUCACGGUCAUGACAGAGAAGAUAGUAGCCAAAGUCAAUAUGAAGGAGGAUGGCUGUGGAUAUCGGGCCAGUGGUGUGACGUUGACGGAUGGAACUUUUAUCGCUGCUCGUCGAGAAGUCAUCCUCUCCGCCGGUUCCUUCCAGAGCCCUGGUCUCCUCGAACAUUCCGGCAUUGGGAACAGAGCCAUCCUGGCGAAAGCCGGCGUCGAGCAACUCAUUGAUCUUCCUGGUGUGGGCGAAAACCUCCAGGAUCACAUCCGCAUCCAGAGCACGUAUCAGGUCAAGAAAAACUACACCUCUAUCGAUAUUCUUAGAUACAACCCUGAGUACGCUGCAGAGCAACUCCAACUUUGGGUUGAUGGCAAACUUUCCCUCUAUGAUUAUGCCGGCAGCGGGUACAGUUUCAUGACCUGGAAGCAAGCCAUUGGCAAUGACUCGGAACUUCUUGCCCUCGCUCAAGCUGUGGUUGGCACCUCGACGAAUCCUGCGUUAAAGAAGAAGCUAGAGUGGAUGUCCGACCCAACCAUUCCUCAACUCGAGGUCAUUAUGAGCGACGGAUACACUGGGGUGAAGGGCUAUCCGGCGCCAGGCACCCCAUUGUACGGCGAAGGGUUCUUCUCUCUCAUCGCAGCCAUCAUGCACCCUCUCAGCCAUGGCAGCGUACACAUCAACUCCUCUGAUCCUCUUGCCAAACCCAUCAUUGACCCCAACUACCUCAGUAACGAGCAUGAUCUCCAGGCGGCUAUCGCGGCCAUCAAGAAGUGCCGCCAAAUUGCCCUGACGCCGCCAUUAAGAGACGUGUGGGUAUCUGAGUACGAGCCAGGUCUGAACAACGUCAACACCGACCAAGAGUGGAAAGACUUCGUUCUCAACACCACUCUCACUAUCUACCACCCAGUGGGGACCUGCGCUAUGCUCCCAAGAGGAGACGGCGGCGUCGUUGAUCCAAAGCUAAGGGUUUAUGGCACCAACAACCUUCGAGUCGUAGAUGCCAGCAUCAUGCCAGUCCUUAUGUCGGCGCAUAUGCAGACGGCUGUGUACGGGGUCGCAGAAAUGGCUGCGGAAAUCAUCAUCAACGAUGCGAGGGGGCAUUAA
Venustampulla echinocandica is the source of this 1824-nucleotide messenger RNA. RefSeq names its product GMC oxidoreductase. The transcript has 2 exons. The coding region runs from base 1 to 1824 and encodes 607 amino acids. Gene Ontology annotation, biological process: secondary metabolite biosynthetic process. The record is from RefSeq and is a predicted model, not a curated record. Gene Ontology annotation, molecular function: flavin adenine dinucleotide binding; oxidoreductase activity, acting on CH-OH group of donors. NCBI's taxonomy places the organism in Eukaryota, Fungi, Ascomycota, Leotiomycetes, Helotiales, Pleuroascaceae.